Vidua macroura (Pin-tailed whydah) is the source of this 5305-nucleotide messenger RNA. It is a transcript of the gene CDS2, whose product is annotated as CDP-diacylglycerol synthase 2. Gene Ontology annotation, molecular function: phosphatidate cytidylyltransferase activity. Gene Ontology annotation, cellular component: endoplasmic reticulum membrane. The record is from RefSeq and is a predicted model, not a curated record. NCBI's taxonomy places the organism in Eukaryota, Metazoa, Chordata, Aves, Passeriformes, Viduidae. The transcript is spliced from 13 exons. The coding region runs from base 19 to 1365 and encodes 448 amino acids.
GGCGGGCGCGGGUCCGGCAUGAGCGAGGCGCGGCUGAGGGCCGGGCGCGGCCCCGGCGGGGCCCGGGAGCCGCAGGACAAGGAGUCCGAGUCUGAGAACAGGCUGGAUGGAGAGACAGCGUCAGACAGCGAGAGCAAGUCCGAGUUCGGGGGUUCAUCCCCAGUGCCAACCUCAGAUGACACCCCAGAGGUGCUGAACAGGGCCCUCUCCAACCUGUCCUCGAGAUGGAAGAACUGGUGGGUGAGGGGCAUCCUCACGCUGGCAAUGAUCACCUUCUUCUUCAUCAUCAUCUACCUGGGCCCCAUGGUCUUGAUGACAAUUGUGAUGUGCGUGCAAAUCAAAUGCUUCCACGAGAUCAUCACCAUUGGCUACAACGUGUACCACUCCUACGACCUGCCCUGGUUCAGGACGCUCAGCUGGUACUUUUUGCUCUGUGUGAAUUAUUUCUUCUACGGGGAGACGGUGACAGAUUAUUUCUUCACGCUGGUGCAGAGGGAGGAGCCGCUGCGGAUCCUCAGCAGAUACCAUCGCUUCAUCUCCUUCGCCCUCUACCUGACAGGUUUCUGCAUGUUCGUGCUGAGUCUGGUGAAGAAGCACUAUCGCCUGCAGUUCUACAUGUUUGGCUGGACCCACGUGACGCUGCUGAUCGUGGUCACCCAGUCCCACCUCAUCAUCCACAACCUCUUCGAAGGGAUGAUCUGGUUCAUCGUGCCCAUCUCCUGCGUGAUCUGCAAUGACAUCAUGGCCUACAUGUUCGGCUUCUUCUUCGGCCGCACGCCGCUCAUCAAGCUCUCCCCAAAGAAGACCUGGGAGGGUUUUAUUGGAGGAUUUUUUUCCACCGUUCUCUUUGGAUUGCUGCUGUCCUACGUGAUGUCGGGGUACCGCUGCUUCACCUGCCCCGUGGAGUUCAACAACGACACCAACAGCUUCACGGUGGACUGCGAGCCCUCGGAGCUCUUCCAGCUGCAGGAGUACAACAUCCCCGUGGGGCUGCACUCCGUGCUGGGCUGGAAGACCGUGCGGAUGUACCCCUUCCAGAUCCACAGCAUCGCCCUGUCCACCUUCGCCUCCCUCAUCGGGCCCUUCGGGGGCUUCUUCGCCAGUGGCUUCAAGAGGGCCUUCAAAAUCAAGGACUUUGCCAACACCAUCCCGGGCCACGGGGGGAUCAUGGAUCGCUUCGACUGCCAGUACCUGAUGGCCACCUUUGUCAACGUCUACAUCGCCAGCUUCAUCAGGGGCCCCAACCCGAGCAAACUGAUCCAGCAGUUCCUGACGCUGCGGCCGGAGCAGCAGCUGCACAUCUUCAACACGCUCAAAGCACACCUGGUGGACAGGGGAGUCCUGGGCAGCCCCGAGGAGGCGUAGGCACGGCUGGGACAGGACUGAGAGCACAGCGGCCUCCUCCAGGAGCUCCUGCCUUGCCUGAUGUCAGACAGUAACGAGGCCUCAUUUCACUGUAACUUUUCCUCCUUUCUUGGUAAAUGUUCGCAUUUGUGGUUUAUUUUAUUUUAUUUUUUUCUAAAUAAUAUAUUUAUAGAGCUUUGGUUCAAACGAGCAAAUCUGGGGUUUGUAGCUGAGAAGGAAGGAGUUGAGGCUCGGGAGGGUUGGGUGGGGCAGGAGGGUGUGGCUGUCCUGCUGGAAUGUUCUGGCCCUCCUGCUCAGGGUGGCAGCUCUGGGGACCCUCCUCCUCCUCAGGGACAGCUGGGGGUGCAGUGGGAGCUGCCCCAGCAGUGCAGCCUGGCACAAGGAGGAGGAUCCUGUGCUCACCCAGCCCCAUUUCCACCUGCAGCUGCUCCCACCUGCUGCUCCUGCUGUGCCUCUCACAUUCCCUCCCUGCUGGGCUGAUGCUCUGGCAGAUCAGAUUUUUGUAGCCAGUUAAAGCAGAAACAGGUUGGGCACGGGGAGCUGAGGAAGUGGCAGCUGCGUGGGGAAUGUGGGAGGUCCAGAUUCCUCCAAAACCCAUGGGAGUAAAUGAGUUUUGGAGAGCGUUGAAGUUUCACUGAGCAAUUCCUGCCAGGUGAGAACAACCUUCAAACACCUUGGUUUGUUUCCCCCCCAUUAAAUAACCUUUAGAAACCACACUUCUUCAUUUCUCCAAGCUUGGAAACCCCACACUGGGAUAUUUGAAGGAGCCUGAGGGGCAGUUUCCAGCCAAUUUCCUUGCUGGGUGGGCUCCAGCUGCAGCUGGGGGUUUUGUUUUCUUUCAGGGAUCAUGUCUGUUUGUUACUUGAGUUGUAGAAGUCGUGCUGCUGAGUUUACCAAGGUCUGUGUUGCAUUUCAGUCUGGGUUCAUUUCUCUGCAGGCUUCUGUCCUGCUUUGCUCACUGAAUCUUGUCAGAAAUAGUUUGUACUUUUAUUGAAGUACUUUCCUUUAUUUUGUCAUACUUUUUUAUUAUUUAAAAACAAGAGCCCUAAAGAUUGUAAAACUUUGCUUUUUUUUUUUCUUUGUGACCAGAUACCAUCCCCAUUUACACCUCAUGCAAUGUUCCCAAACAUGAGGUGACUCUGAUUUUCCUUCUUUCCAUAGUUUGUGCAUGGGAGAGAGAAACUUUCCCUUAUUUUAAACUGGGGUGUGAGUGACAGGGAGAGCUCCUGCAGAAGUUACAUUGGAGUUUGAAAGCAGUUGCUGCCACAAACCUUUAGCCACAUGUGGCCCUUUCCCUGCUGCGAGCUGGCUUGGCGUCAGCAGAAAAUAAACCACCUGAAAAUGCCCCAGAUUCAGAGCUUUCCCUCCAUAUUCUGGUUUCCUUUACCCUGAGUGUGUGUAAAUACACAGCACAGGUGCCAGCCUCUCUCCUGCAGUGCUGGGCUCUGCUCUGCCUCCCUGGGCAGGAGCUGUGUGCCCCAAAUUCAGGUGUUUGGUGGAAAGCACAGGCUACAGAGCAGGCUCUGCUCUUACAGAGCAUUCCCAGUGGCAAAGUUCUGCACCGAGCAGUUCAGGACUGCCUUUGGUGUUCACACACAUUUCCCCUGCUUGUGGAUUUCUCCUGUGGUUGCUCCCUUCCAGCUGGAAUUAGGUUUGUUCUCUAUCGAUGGAACAAAUUCUGGCGCGAGCCCCUGAUACAGAAAGCGCAGAGGAGAACAGAGGUGCUUCCACCUGGCCGUGCCCAGGGGCAAUAUUUGGGCUGUGUUUGAUGUGGCUUUGCCUGAGUCCAGCCAGGCAGUGCCAGGGGGGCCUGGGCCAGCUGGGGCUCUCUGGACUCUCCCUGCCCUUCGCCAAAAUCCCUUCUGGUGGCUGUUGCUCACAGGCAGAAGUGACAGUGCUGAUAAAUAUCCCAAAGCUGUGCUCUGUCCCUAGUGAGAAAUCCCCUCGGUGGGUCCUUAGUCUCCUGCUGGUGUGCUUUAACCCUUUUGUCGCUGUCCUGUUGUGCCAGCAGGGCAGAGCUUUGCUGCAGCUUUGGGGCAGGCUGGGCUGUCAGUGCUGGAUGUGGGCACUGGAGGGCAAAGCAGCUCCACGGAGCAGCUGGGGGAGCAGCAGAGCUCUGCCUGUGGGUGGCUGCCUGCUCAGAAACGGCCUGAACAGAAACUGUUCUGUGAUGAGAAAUGGCCUGAUCAGAAAAUUUCCUGAUGAGAAAAUUCCCUGGUCAGACAAUGCCCUGAUCAGAAAUGCCCUGGUCAGAAAAUUCCCUGGUCAGAAAAUUCCCUGGACAGACAUUCCUUGAUCAGAAAAUUCCCUGGUCAGAAAAUUCCCUGGUCAGAAAUUCCCUGAUCAGACAUUCCCUGAUCAGACAUUUGCUGGGCUUGGGAUUGUUGUUGUGCAGCUGAACUCACAGGGUGGGGAGUUUGGGUUUGGGAUGGAGGGGGGGUUAAAAUCCUGUCCCACCUCCUUUGUCAUGGGCAGGGAAUCUCCUGCAGCUCUGCCCUGGGCACUGCCAGGGCUGGGGGUUGGGAAGGACGGGAAGGUUUGGGAAGGAUAGGAAGGUUUAGGAAGGACGGGAAGGUUUGGGAAGGAUGGGAAGGUUUGGGAAGGACAGGAAGGUUUGGGGAGGAUGGGAAGGUUUGGGGAGGAUGGGAAGCUGCUGCUCCUGGCUUUGCCUGUUGCUGGGGUGGAACUGGUGCCCAGGGAGGGCAGAACCCUCUGUUCACCCAGCCCCGUGGCCCUGCAGGGCCCUGGGGAUGCUGCAGCUCUGGGGAUUUGGAGGGCACAGAGGGACCCCAGGGACAGGGCAGCUCUGCAGGUGCAGGGCUGCAGCUUAGCCUGGCACAGAGAAAGGUUCAGAGCAGGGAAAGGGGAAAGGGAAGGGCAGAGCGGCAGAGGGGAGCAGGGGUUUGUGUGUGUGGGCUGGGAGGAGGGGACAGGACCCCGUGGGAAGGUCCCAGGCUGGCGUGGGAGCCACCAGUGUCCCCGGCCACCAGCCAGGGAGGUGGCAGUGCCAUGGGGAGGGGACACUGGGCACCCCCAGGGGUUCUUAGGGGCUGCUUGGGUUUGGACACGGGUUUGACCCACAGCUGGGCCAGGUCUGUGGACACCUGGGUGGGAAUUUUGCUUUUCCCUGCCUCGUUGUAGCCCAGGUGAGGCUGGCAGGGCCAGCCCCUGCUCGGGGAAGCACCAGACCUGGGAUCAGCCUGGGUGAAAAUGAAUUCCCAGGGUGAAACAGAAUUCCCAGGGUGAAACAGAAUUCCCAGGAUGAAACUGAAUUAGCGGGAUGAAACUGAAUUAGCGGGAUGAAACUGAAUUACCAGGGUGAAACUGAAUUACCAGGGUGAAACAGAAUUCCCAGGGUUAAACAGAGUUACCAGGGUGAAACAGGAUUCCCUGGGCUGAGGGGCAGCUCUCGAGUGGAGCUGGGAUCCUGCAGCAUCCCCAGAGCUGGGCUGUGCCAUCCCAGUGUCCCCUCCCAGGGAAUGUCCCCUCCAGGGAAUGUCCCCUCCAGGGAAUGUCCCCUGUGUGCAGGGAGCCCCCAGGCCUGGCUGGGGGGGUCCUGUCCUCUCCCCCUCCCCUGCCUGGGUGCUGGGAGCAGGGCAGGGCUGUGUGAGCCCGGCCAGCCCUCCUGGGGACAGCUGUGUCCCCAAGGGCCCUGUGGCAGCCCCGGGUGGCAGCUGUGCAGCCCAGUGCAGCUCCUGCAGCCCAGUGCAGCCCAGUGCAGCUCCUGCAGCCUCUGCAGCCCCUGCAGCCCUGUGCAGCCCCUGCUCUGCAGCCUGGCCUGUUCUUUCUCUGUGCAUCGUUCUUCUGGUUCCAGUUCUAGCUGCACACGUAGAGUUGCCUUCCUUUGACCGAAUGUUGGAAUGUGAAAUAUUGUAUAUUUCAAAGUAUUUACCCUAUUUAUAUACUGUAUGUUACUGUUAAAUAAAUAUAAAUUCCAUUA